Neodiprion fabricii is the source of this 3756-nucleotide messenger RNA. Its product is annotated as sodium-independent sulfate anion transporter-like. The transcript has 12 exons. Lineage: Eukaryota; Metazoa; Arthropoda; Insecta; Hymenoptera; Diprionidae. Gene Ontology annotation, molecular function: sulfate transmembrane transporter activity. The record is from RefSeq and is a predicted model, not a curated record. The coding region runs from base 751 to 2742 and encodes 663 amino acids. Gene Ontology annotation, biological process: transmembrane transport. Gene Ontology annotation, cellular component: membrane.
AUUAUGAUUUAUACCUAGUUGGUAUUAACAUCAAGUUAAAGAUAUUCGAAAUUACUUACGAAUAAAAAGUUUUUUGAUAGAAUUUUAAUACACAUAAAUUCAAGUCACUAAGAUAUUUAACGAUAAUCGAAUGCAUUUUAUUUAAGCAGAUUUAAUAAUUAUUCAGUAUUUCAAAUUUUUUUUAUUCACGAUUUGUAUACUAUUUUCCUAUAAAUAAUCUACCAUUUGAUACAUCAUAGUGAUUGUAAUUAUAAAUAGUCACCGAAUUCAGUUGUCAAGUGCUGUGCAAAUAGUGAUGUGCAAUAAAUCAUUAAAAUCGCUUCGUUUCUUGCUGUUUAAGAUGAUAUUUCCUUACGAGCAUCAUAACUCAUAAAACUUUUGUGUGUACAAGGAUGGCGAGAAUGCUGCUGUACAUACGGUUAAAUGCUUUAUAAAUGCCUAUUCCUGACAGAUGCAGACUGAUAUACAUGAGUGUGGAAACGUAUUUUUUAUCAUUAGGUAAAAACCUUAUCAAUCCAGUGGCACUUUUCUAGGUCAUAAAAAUAUCGCGAAUGGAAGUUUUGCAAGGUGUGAAUUUACGUGGAUUUCACUAUUUAAUGUUGACUCAAGUCACCCAGAUAAGAAUUAUUGACACACUUACACCGUAGAGAUGCAACAUUCGAUUUAUAUCAUUAUAUCUCUUCGUGAUAUACCAACGUGUUCUUCGCAUAAAACUUCUAUCAAUAUCCAUUCCAAGUAUCACCGCUGCGAAUGUCUAAUUUAGUAUCAAUGAAAGGAUCGAUUACGAUCGAGGAAGAGGAAGAUGAGGAUAAAGUUGAAACUUCAACCUGCGUGAAUAAAAUCUCCCGAUUUAUACCUAUACUGGAAUGGUUUCCACGAUACACACACCUCGACGCAGUCUCGGAUUUAAUUGCAGGGAUAACACUAGGGCUGACCAUGAUUCCUCAAAGCAUAGCAUACGCUGCGUUAGCUGGAGUGUCUGCUCAGUACGGACUCUAUUCUGCCUUUGCGGGUAGUUUGAUUUACAUAUUUUUUGGAAAAAUCAAAGAAGUAUCCAUUGGCCCUACUUCUUUAAUGUCACUUUUGACAAAUGAAUAUACCCGAGGCCUGCCGAUAGACUUUGUAUUUCUCCUUGGUUUUCUCUCCGGAUGCAUGGAAUUACUAUUUGGACUGCUUAACUUCGGAUUCUUGGUGGAUUUUAUCUCGACGCCUGUUACAUCAGGAUUUACCUCAGCUACAUCGGUGAUCAUUAUUCUCGGACAACUAGAAAGACUGCUUGGUCUUGAAUACAAAACGUCUUCCAAUGUCGAGAAGAUUUUUAAAGCAUUCCAGCAUAUUGGUGACAUUCGAAUUGGUGAUACCCUGAUCGGUGUAUCAAGUAUCAUAUUUCUACUGACAUUCAGGAGACUCAACAAUGUGAAUCUACGCUGUCGCCUAAGUGAAAAAAAGCAAAGAUUUGUGAAAAAGUUAUUGUGGUUUCUUUCCAUCGGUCGCAAUGCUCUACUCAUAUUAAUCACAACCAUUAUUGCGUUUAUAAUGGAAAGAGCUGGCAAAUCCCCUUUCGUACUUUCCGGUAAAGUUGAGCCAGGGCUUCCAUCUUUUGGUCUACCUCCAUUCAGUACACAAAACGGCAAUCAAACAUAUACCUUCGUCGAAAUGUGCUCGCAGCUAGGAUCUGGAAUUUUCAUCAUUCCUCUAGUUGCUGUGUUAGCUAAUGUUUCAAUCGCUAAAGUGUUCGCAAGUGACAACGGAGUCGAUGCAGCUCAAGAAAUGCGCAGUUUGGGUUUGUGCAACAUAUUUGGUAGCUUUGUCCAGUCGAUGCCAACAUGCGGUGCGUUCAGUAGAAGUGCAGUGAGUAAUUCAAGUGGCGUAAGAACACCCUUGUCUGGUCUCUAUGCUGGGGUCUUGACUUUGUUAGCUUUGAGCUUCCUUACACCCUAUUUCUAUUACAUUCCACGAGCUUCGCUAGCCGCUGUUCUUAUAGGCGCAGUGAUAUUCAUGAUAGAAUGGAGCAUAAUUCCAAUACUGUGGAAAGGAAAUAAAAAAGACAUGGCAGCGACAAUUACUACGUUCGUUGCAUGCAUUAUAUCAGUUGAAUAUGGACUGCUGUUCGGAGUCACGUUGAACAUACUCUAUCUGCUACACGCGUGGGCAAGACCAAAUAUAGAGAUAUCAAAAUGCAAGACUGCUGACGGGGAUAAAUACAUCCUAAUAAAGCCAGACAUUGGAUUAUAUUAUCCAGCGGUAGAUUUUUUACGUAAUAACGCAAAUCAGGCUGCAGUGAAAGAAGGGAAAAAUAUACUUCCCGUAGUUUUGGACUGCGAUGGCUUCAAAAGCAUUGAUUACACAGGGAUGAAGUGCAUCGAAGCGAUGAUGAACGACUUUGAGAAGAAAGGGCAGUGCUUAACGUUCAUACGCCUGAACGCAAAAGUGUUCAAGCAAAUUGAAUCACUUGGUGGUAUAAAAAAUCUAAGACAUGCAAAGAACGAAGAGGAUAUCGUUGGUAAACUUUUCUAUAACACAGUUGAAAUGACGAGAAGUGCAACAGUGCCAAUUUUUGAACAGACGAAAAGUGAAACAGCAGACAAUAAUACUGUAGGAAUAACACAGGCUGGAAGAGAUACAGCAGAUAAUGGAGAAGAACAUGAAGGCAAACCUUUAGUGAGUGACUAUCAAGCAGUAAUAAAGGAGUUUGAAACAUCUGAAAAAUCAAAAUUGCAAACAAAACCACCUGAGUCAUGAAGAAAUAAGGAUUUGGCAUCUAUAAAAUUGUUUCUCUUGACUAUAAUAAUGUGUGAAUAUGCAGCUCUCAAUACGAUGCAAAGCAAAUUCUGCUGCUUUUACGACUUUCAUAUUUUUUUUUUUUUGUUGUCAAUAACACAUUUACAUAAAGGAAAAGACACCAUUUGUCUACCCUAUUUCAAGUUCUAUACAGACUUGGGUGAAAUAAUCAGAAGACCUUUUGAAUUACGAAAAAACUUAAGAACAUGAAUUGGCUACCCAGUAAACCAAAAUGAAUUGAAUGGAAUUAAAUACACCUAGAAACAGAAUAAACGCGAACUGAAGCGAACUGAAAAGACUUAUGUGCUAAUUAUUUUGAAUUUAUUUUAAUUCGUGUAAAUUUUAUUUUUGCCGUACUCAAAUCAAGUUGGUCUACUGGUUGUGGUUCUUUUAUUCGCUUAUCUACAUUUAUGUGUAAUUUUUAAACAUCCGCAAGAUUAAGGUGUUGACUUUGAAGUACUUUCAAAACAAAAGUGAGCAGUGAUAUAAGGAUAUUAUGAAAUUGGUUAACAUAUGUUAUCAUUCUGCUUUGAGCAAUAUUAAACUUAAUGACAUAGGUAGUAGAGGAUAUGGUAGUUAUAAUGGUACAGUAAAUCAUAGAGUAAAUAGUCUUCAAAAUCUCUGAUAUUCAAAUAGUCCUACACCAGGAGGAAACAGAAACUCAUUGUCAAAAGCAGUUUCUUUGGAACUGGUUGACAUCAACUUCUUAGACUCUAAUAUGUGAUUAAGAAAGAAAAGCACGAUUCUUUGUAAAUAUCAUAAAUAUGGUAACUAUAUAACAAUGAAUACAUGCUCUACAAUUUUUUUCCAAAUACAUCAAAAUAGCUACGUAGCACUUAGGUAUCUGUGAACAAAUAAUAUGAAUUAUUUAUUGAAUCAGGUUGUAAACAGACAAGGAGAAAUGUCCGUGAAACCUUACGUAAUAAAAAUGAACUGAUCACAAGGAAUUUAUAUUCAUCAAGUCAGAAUCAAAAA